GGCAGGCGCGCUCCUGGGAGCCCUCUCUGGCCCGGGCACGCACGUGGGGUUUCGCACUGACUGUGCUCCAGGUCCAAAAGGGUUUCUCUUGUAAGCUCCGCAGAUAGGGGUUUAGGUGCGCGCUCCCGGACCAGCGAAACCUGCCGGAAUUGGAAGCAGUCCGGAAUGCGGUCCCAUGGUCCAUCCCACCCAGCUCAAUUUGCUCUGAGAGGGUUGGGGAGGGUUAGGUGCCGGGUGCAACAGGUGAGGUGGAAGGAGUGUCCUUUCCAGACUAGGCGGGACCUGGAGGCUACCGCAACUAGGUCAGCCCUAGGCCAGCACCAGGGAAGCUGCAGGCCAGCACCUUCCAACUGGAAGUAGAGUUGGCCCAGCACCUCCUCCUUUGAUCGGGUGUCCUGAGGACUGACUGACGUCAACUGCUCAGCCCAGCACCUGACCAGGAAAAGCUGUGAGUUGCCCAGAGUGGAGACGGGUCCCUGAGCAAGACCAAUGGCCUCCCCGCGCCUGGGAAUUUUCUGCUGCCCUACCCGAGAUGCAGCCACACAGCUGGUGCUCAGUUUCCAACCGCGGGUAUUCCAUGCUUUGUGUCUGGGCAGUGGCUCUCUCAGCCUGCUGCUUUGCCUCCUGCAGCUCCUGCCAGGGCGCCGAUCUGUUGGUCACAGGAUGCCUGCAAUGUCCCCGCCGGCCUCAGUCCACAUCCUCCGAGCUGCCACCGCCUGCGACUUCCUUGGCUGCCUGGGAAUCAUUAUCAGGUCCACUGUGUGGGUAGCCUACCCUGAUUUCAUUGAAAACAUCUCCAACGUGACUGGGACAGACAUUUGGCCUGCUGCUUUCUGUGUGGGGAGUGCGAUGUGGAUCCAGCUGUUGUACAGUGCCUGCCUCUGGUGGCUCUUCUGCUAUGCAGUUGAUGUGUACUUGGUGAUCAAGAGAUCUGCAGGACUGAGCACCAUCCUGCUGUACCACAUCAUGGCCUGGGGCCUAGCAAUUCUGCUCUGCGUGGAGGGAGCAGUCAUGCUUUACUACCCUUCUGUGUCCAGGUGUCAGAGGGGCCUGGACCACGCCAUUCCCCAUUAUGUCACCACGUACUUGCCACUACUGCUUGUCCUUGUGGCCAAUCCAAUCCUGUUUCACAAGACAGUGACUGCAGUGGCCUCUUUACUGAAAGGAAGAAAAGGUGUUUACACAGAGAAUGAGAGACUGAUGGGAGCUGUGAUCAAGACCCGGUUUUGCAAAAUAAUGCUGGUGCUAAUUGCAUGUUGGUUGUCCAAUAUCAUCAAUGAAAGUCUUUUGUUUUACCUUGAAAUACAACCAGACAUCCAUGAAGGCUCUCUGAAACGCAUCCAGAAUGCAGCCAGGACUACAUGGUUUAUUAUGGGAAUACUGAAUCCAGCCCAAGGACUUCUCUUGUCUCUGGCUUUCUAUGGCUGGACAGCAUGCAACCGGGAUGUUCAUCCUCCCAACAUGGUGAUUCAGUGGGAAGCAAUGACUGUCUCUGCUAUUGAGGGCACGUACCAGUCACCUGUAGGCUCCUGUGUGCCCCAUGAAAACACCAGGAAAGUGAUGUGUGUUGGGGGACACACUUCUGAUGAAGUGCUGAGCAUUUUGUCUGAAGGUUCUGAUGCCAGCACUGUCGAUAUCCAUAGUGCAACUGGGUCCUGCACCAUAAAGGAAGUUGACUCAAUUUCCCAAGUCCAGGGGGACCUCUGAAGGGAUGGGAUAGGAGUCACACACCCCUAUUUUUCAGGCUCUGUGUCUCUUCAUUUCGGAUUGUGUUCUUGCCUUUCUUCUUAUUACAGUGUCACCAUAACGUAGCAUCCUCCAAAUUCCACUAUGGUCACCAUAGUGGAGCUCACUGAAGAUGCACUUUAUGCUAGGAGAAACAACACACCAGAGCUUGGAAAUGGAAACUUCCUUCUAGAACAUUCAGUGGCACCUCUUGACUCUUACUUACCAUUUGAACUUCUUCUGAGACCAGCUGUAAUGUUACAUGCCAGAUCCAAGUUCUAAAGAAAAAAGUUAAAUAAAGUCAUUGUGUCUAACUCCA
Messenger RNA from Meriones unguiculatus (Mongolian gerbil), 2044 nucleotides. RefSeq names its product G protein-coupled receptor 143 (gene Gpr143). The transcript has 10 exons. Gene Ontology annotation, cellular component: melanosome membrane; plasma membrane. The record is from RefSeq and is a predicted model, not a curated record. Gene Ontology annotation, biological process: G protein-coupled receptor signaling pathway; regulation of calcium-mediated signaling; melanosome organization. Bases 490 to 1707 code for a protein of 405 amino acids. NCBI's taxonomy places the organism in Eukaryota, Metazoa, Chordata, Mammalia, Rodentia, Muridae. Gene Ontology annotation, molecular function: L-DOPA receptor activity; dopamine binding; L-tyrosine binding.